Molecule: messenger RNA, 1937 nt
Organism: Punica granatum (pomegranate)
Lineage: Eukaryota; Viridiplantae; Streptophyta; Magnoliopsida; Myrtales; Lythraceae
Source: RefSeq, a predicted model, not a curated record
CGUCAACUCAGAACGAACUUACGAACGAAGACUCACCCACUCGGACACGGACUUGCUUUCUUCUUCAUCAUCACGAGUUCCUUCAUCGGAGUAGUUCUCCAUCUCCGUCGAGCUUUCCGGAAAUGAAUUCGAAUCACCUGCUCCUCGAGGAGCCGAUACGGAUGGCUUCGAUCCUCGAGCCGUCGAAGCCGACUUUCUUUCCGGCAAUGACAAAGAUUGUUGGGACGCUUGGUUCAAAAUCACAGUCGGUCAAUGUGAUCUGCAGUUGCUUGAAUGCUGGAAUGUCAGUGGCAAGAUUUGAUUUCUCCUGGGGCGAUGCUGACUUUCAUCAAGAAACAUUGGAAAAUUUGAAGAUGGCUGUCAAGAGCACAAAGAAGCUCUGUGCAGUUAUGCUUGAUACUGUGGGCCCAGAAUUGCAAGUAGUAAAUAAAACUCAGCACCCCAUUACUCUUCAGGCAGAUUCCUCCCUCGUCCUAACUCCUGAUCAAAGCAAGGAGGCCACUUCAAAUUCGUUGCCAAUAAAUUUCAGUGGACUGUCAAAGGCAGUUAAAAAGGGCGACACCGUAUUCAUUGGUCAGUAUUUGUUCACAGGAAAUGAAACUACUUCCGUGUGGCUGGAGGUAACGGAUGUGAUUGGGGAAGACGUGGUUUGUCUCGUAAAGACCUCUGCUACACUAGCAGCAUCACUAUAUGUUCUUCAUGUCUCCCAAAUUCGGAUUGAUUUGCCAACACUAACCGACAAAGAUAAGGAGGUCAUAAGCACAUGGGGGGUCCGGAACAAUAUAGAUUUCCUCUCACUGUCACAUACACGACAUGCAGAAGACAUUCGCCAGGCACGUCAAUUUCUAUCCAAAUGGGGUGAGCUCAGUCAGACUCAGAUUUUUGCGAAGAUUGAGAAUUUUGAGGGGUUAAAUCACUUUGAUGAGAUCCUACGAGAAGCAGAUGGCGUCAUAAUAUCCCGUGGAAAUUUGGGAGUUGAUCUCCCACCAGAGAAGGUAUUUCUUUUUCAAAAGGCUGCUGUUUACAAGUGCAACAUGGCUGGAAAGCCUGUAAUUGUCACUCGUGUCGUGGAUAGCAUGACUGAUAACCUUAGACCAACUCGUGCUGAAGCAACUGAUGUUGCCAAUGCAGUUUUGGAUGGUAGCGAUGCAAUUCUUCUUGGCGCAGAAACUCUGCGUGGAUUGUAUCCUGUUGAGACAAUUUCGAUUGUUGGAAAGAUUUGUGCUGAAGCAGAGAAAGUUUUUAAUCAUGAUCUUUACUUCAAGAAGACUGUAAGAUAUGUAGGGGAGCCGAUGUCCCAUUUGGAAUCAAUUGCUUCCUCCGCGGUCCGAGCAGCCAUCAAGGUGAAAGCUUCGGUUAUAAUAUGCUUCACUUCUUCGGGAAGAGCUGCGAGAUUGAUUGCCAAGUACAGGCCUACAAUGCCUGUGAUAUCUGUUGUCAUUCCUCGUCUCCAGACAAAUCAACUUAAGUGGACUUUUAGUGGUGCAUUUGAGGCAAGGCAAUCUCUCAUUGUUCGGGGUCUUUUUCCCAUGCUUGCUGAUCCCCGCCACCCAGCUGAAUCGACAAGCACGACAAACGAGUCUAUUCUCAAGGUUGCUCUCGACCAUGGCAAGGCAUCGGGAAUCAUAAAGGCGCAUGACCGUGUUGUUGUAUGCCAGAAAGUCGUGGAUGCAUCUGUUGUGAAGAUUCUCGAGCUUGAAGAUUAGGAAAUAACCGUGUAAACUCUUCAUGAUCUACCUGUUUCGCAUUUACUGUGGUUUUAACUACUUUUUUGGGAUGGCACGUGUGGACUACUAGUGCUAAUCGGGCCUAAUUCUCGAGUAUGUUCCAUUUGAGCGCUUGUGCAGUCCAUGAGAUCGGAAUUGCUUCAAAUUCACGUCUUCCACAAUCCUUGGGAGGUACAGACACAGAUGGAAGUAAAGAUCAGUUUGCGACUC